Saccoglossus kowalevskii is the source of this 4140-nucleotide messenger RNA. Its product is annotated as E3 ubiquitin-protein ligase Midline-1-like. NCBI's taxonomy places the organism in Eukaryota, Metazoa, Hemichordata, Enteropneusta, Harrimaniidae. The record is from RefSeq and is a predicted model, not a curated record. Gene Ontology annotation, molecular function: zinc ion binding; protein binding.
AUGGAAAAUCCUAUGGAGAGAGAGCUUUCAUGUACAAUAUGCAUGGAGUUGUACAACGAACCUCUUCUUUUGCCAUGUGCUCACACGUUCUGUCGAAAAUGUUUGGAAGAUUUGAUAGCGAAAUCCAAUGGAUUUGCCGCCACAGCUACAAGCACAUGCCACGGCGACGAUGGUGGUGAUUGUAGACCAGAGGCCGACGAACCGUGCGAUGUACCAACAGAUUCUAAAGAUUCAGAUGGAAUUGUUAUAAACUGUCCGACUUGUAGACGGGAAGUUAUACUGCGCAGUGAGACGGGACUAAAUGGACUGGUCCGUAACUUCCUUCUUGAUAGUAUCGUUAGCCGAUACAAACAACAAGAAACGUCCAUAGUACGGCAGACAUGUGAAAUAUGUGAUGAUAAGCCUGCUAUAACAAAGUGUGUCCAGUGUCAAGUCACAUACUGUGACCUCUGUAGAAAUAUGUGUCACCCAAACAAAGGUGUAUUUAACACCCAUCAGCUGGUACCGCUAUCUCAUGAUGGUCCUGUACAACGCACGUAUGGCAUCCAGCCAUUACAGUGUUUUGUACACAAUGGCGAAGGGUUAAAACUGUACUGCGAUGACUGUCGAAUACCGAUAUGUUUCAUAUGUGAGCGAUUUGGGGAGCAUAAAGGACACCAUGUCCGUGAGGCACAUAGCGCUUUUAAGACUAUCAAGGAACAGAUGAGCGAUAACGUGGCUACAAUGAUUGGACUGCAGAGCGAUAUUGACGAUUUUCUCAUAGCUCUGUCAAAUGGACGAGAUUCGAUUCAGGAAGAUGCAGCCAGUCUGAAAGAACAAGUGUCGAAUUCUUGUCAGCGCCUCCACGCGACGAUAAACCAAAAAGAGCAGGAGAUGCAUGAGGUCAUCGCAAAGGACAUGACUAAUAAACUGUAUGAAAUCCAACAAAAGAUGACGAUGUGUCAAGAUAAACAGCGCCGCCUAUCGGGGUUGGUACAGUUCGCCCAAGUAGUUCUCGAAAACAACAAUGAAACGUCAAUAUUUCUUACGUCGGCUGCGUCUCUGGAUGACAGACUAACAUCGGAGUUGUCAAACAGUCCAAAUCUCCAACUUAACGAGGCCUUCUUGACCUUUGACCACAUCAUAAUCGAUGUCAAAUCAGCAAUACGAGGGAUUAAAAAAAUGCAAGCAAGAAAAAUUACAGAACCCAAAGUUCCCAUCAUCACGAAGACAGAAAUUAUGAACCGAAAUGGUGUUAUGUUAUCUGUCAACCAUGAACCCUGUGACGUCAAAUGGUAUGACGUGGCUUAUCAACCAAUUAACGGUCAAUGGAUGACAAUGAGAUGGGAGGUUAUGGCAGACCAAUCAGGGGCGAGUUUAGAAGAUCAUAUCCAUCUUGGCAAUCUUGAUUACGACUGUGAAUACUAUUUCUGUGUGUGUAUGACCAAUGUAGCUGGCACCUCACCAUGGUCACAAACUGUUGCAGUGAAAACUAAAACAGUAGCAACUGAAUUCAUUUUAAACGAAGAGACAGCACAUCCGGCGUUGCUCUUAUCGGAGGAUGGUAAAACUGUCAAAAGAAGGGAAGAUUACAUCCACAAAAAAAUGAAAGUAAGCGAGAAAAUACAACUAGGAAUGAGGUUCGUACGAAACGUGCAUUGCAUUCUGGGUGAUGUGAUAUUAUCUGACGACGCGCAUUACUGGGAAGUGGAGGCCAGCCAAUCGGGUGCAACGUCAUACGCCAUUGGCGUUGCUACGGCAGACUGUCACAGAAACCAACAACUUGGAACAAAUAAGUCGUCAUGGUGCCUUGAAAUAAUGGGCAUCACUGCCCGUGGCUAUCACAAUGACAGGUGUACAAGGAUUAAACACAACUUAGAGUGCAAUUCAACGCGUCGAUUUGGCAUUUUGUUGGACUAUCAGCGGAGAGCACUGGAAUUUUUCUAUAAAGAAAAACUACUGCUUUCUUAUGCAGUAAAUGCCAAAGUUACUGACUUGUGCCCAGCCUUUGACCUUACUAACUCCAGCGCUAAGCUGAGCAUUAUUACGGGACUGAAAAUCCCAGAAUUCUUAAACACUUGUCACGUACAUAUUCAACAAAAAAUGGGCGACUCACUGGAACGAGAACUAUCGUGUGCAGUGUGCAUGGAGCUUUAUACAGACCCACUCUUGUUGCCUUGUGCGCACAGUUUUUGUCGAAGCUGUUUGCCCGAUGUUCUGAAGCGCAACUCCAAUCAGAAAUCUGGACACUCACGUCUCGUCUGCCCGUCAUGUCGCUUUACAGUGGAACUGGAUAAAAGAGGGAUAGACGGUCUACCCAGGAACUUUUUACUAGACAAUAUAAUUGAAAGGUACAAGGAAGAAAAGUCGACAGACGGGAGGCCAGUCAAGGUUAAAGGUGUCGCGUGUGACGUCUGUGCUGACAGUGGGGGUGCUAAGGCCAGUAAAACAUGUAUACAGUGCGGCGUAUCCUACUGUGACCGGUGUUUACGCACGUAUCACCCGAGUAAAGGUGUGUUUUCCAAACACAAACUGGUGAAAGCUACCCGUAACCCAAAGCGCAAGGACGUGUACUGUCCCGAACAUGACGACGAGCUCAUUAAGAUGUACUGCGUGCAGUGCAAGACACCGGUCUGCUAUCUGUGUGAUAGAUUUGGGGGUCAUAAAGGUCACCAGGUAGCGGAAUUAAAGACGUCAUACAAACUCAUGAAGGAGACACUUAGUAGUAACUUGGCUCAGCUUGUAUCUAAGAUGGCGAAUGUUAACGAAUUUAUAAUAACGCUAGAAAGAAAAGGUGAAUCUAUACAGACCAAUGCAGCUGUAAUGCAUCAAAGAAUAUCAGAAGAAUUUGCAGUGAUUAAAGCCAUGCUGGAACAGAGGGAGAGAGUUAUGCACACAAAGAUAUCUGAAGAAACGGCGAGGAAACUAUUAUUAUUAAAGCAACAGAAUAUGGCCUGUCAAGAUAAACUGCAUAACACGGCGGGAUUGAUACAAUACACCAGAGAAGUGUUGAAAGAGGAGGUACCCGCUGCGCUGCUAUUGACGGGAGCAUCAUUGGACGACAGGUUGAAUUGUGCGAUAGAUUCGUGUCCCCAGCUUCAGCCGAACACAGCGGAUGAUUUUAGUCACGUGAUCCUCAAUUUAGAGUAUGAGAAACAAAUUAUACAAAAAAUGGACUUACUAACCAUAAAAGCUCCUGAAAAGCCACGGAUGGGAGGACACAUUGAAGUACGGAACACCGUACAUCUAUCAAUAAAACACGCACCAUGUAUCGUCGACUCUUAUGAUAUGGGUGUCUGUAAGAGUGGUGGAUUGUGGGAUUACUUCAAGAUAGAAUGUGGUAAAGGCGAUGAAAGGGAAACGGACGAAUACCGCUUAGUCAAAGAAGACUUGGCAUUUGAUUCGGAGUAUUUCUUUAAAGCACGUGUUCGGAAUAAAGCUGGUGCCUCUGGAUGGAGUAAUGUAUUUCCUGCAAGGACAGGACCACAAGCUAUGACAUUUCGACUUGAUCCGGAGACAGCUCAUGAAGAUCUGGUUAUCAUAAGUGCAGGACGAUCUGUCAUAUAUCAGCCCAGGCCACGUGGAUUUUGGGUUAUGCAAGAAGAAGGGAAAGCCAGUACGGGUCGGUUUCAUGGACGGGCGUUAUCCGUUCUGGCAGAUGUAGUCCUAGCAACAGGUGUCCAUUACUGGGAGGUCACCACUCAGGUUGCAGAAAAGCAGCAUGGGGAAAGCCUUUCACACUAUACGGAUCGUGAUGCAUCAGUCUAUCGUGGAGAUAUUGCAAUAGGACUUGCUAAACAGAAUUGCAACAGAGAUCUUUGUCUAGGUAGCGACGGCUCAUCAUGGGCGCUGAGACUUCCGUCAAAUGGUGGAAACUGGUAUGUAGCCCACAAGAAUAAACAACACGUUAUCAGCGCUGCGUCAGCAAUUGAUAGCUGCCCACGCUCCCAGUUUCCUGCUGGCCUACACGUUGGAAUUCUAGUAGAUUUCACCCACCAUAAGCUAAGAUUUUAUGACUGCAAUCGUAAGAUACUGCUUUAUUCGUGUGAUCAAAUUUCAAAGGAGAAGAGACUUUGUCCAGCUCUGGAAAUCAGCGAUAGUUCUUAUCAAUUGAAUCUUAGAACUGGAACCGGCAUACCUGAUUAUGCCAAUUCUAAGUGA